CCGACAAGGCUAAAGAUGUGGAAGUACAAUUUAUUCGUGGUUUUAACUUUUCUAUGUGCGAAUACUAUAAGUUUUGAAAUUUUCGACGAGGCUGGUCUCGAGCCAGAAAUUGGCGAAGAAAAUGAGAAAGGAAUCGAUUUUGUGCCUGAAAUAUUUGAUGCAGCUGUAAAUGGUACUGAAGAUGGGGUAGAAGACUUUAUAUUGCCCGAUUCAAAUAACACAGGAAUACCAGAUGAGUUGGAGAGUACCAAGUGUAUCGGAAACGGAGUUUUGGACUUCAUACAAUGCGUGGUAACUUCGAAGAUUGAACGUUUUCGAAGCGCUCCCAGUGAGGUCGCGUUCCCCGAUAUACAUCCUGGCGUCUUUCAGCGAAGGAAAAUGAAUAAGAUCCAGGGCAGUCUUGAAAAGUGGAUUAAGGAGUUUAUUAAGGAUAUGGUUCCGGAUACAAAUUGUACAUCUGAUGAAUAAACUAUUUGUGUGAAAUGAAUGAAUCUUCAAUUCAAUACGCAUAAUUUAAUA
Leguminivora glycinivorella is the source of this 519-nucleotide messenger RNA. RefSeq lists its product as uncharacterized. The record is from RefSeq and is a predicted model, not a curated record. The transcript is spliced from 2 exons. NCBI's taxonomy places the organism in Eukaryota, Metazoa, Arthropoda, Insecta, Lepidoptera, Tortricidae. The coding region runs from base 16 to 468 and encodes 150 amino acids.